GGACAUGGCUAGCGCGUGCGGACUAAGUGACGGUUCGCGUGCCUGUGUCCGCACGCGGUGUGAACGAAAUGGAGGCCUCAGCUUCGACCCCACCCUCAACCUCAACCUCAGCCUCCACUCCUGAGACCCGGGCAGCACAGGAGCAGCUGGAUAAAGAGCAGAUUAAGAAGGCUGUGGAAGCUCUGUUGGCACAUUCCAGGUCCAGGAAGAACACGAAUGGAUUGCUUCUGAAUGAGAAUGAAAAUUUCUUUUUAAUGGUGAUACUGUGGAAAAUUCCAAGCAAAGAACUCAGGGUCAGACUGUCCUUGCCUCAUGGUAUUCGAACAGAUUUAGCAGAUAUCUGUUUAUUUACCAAGGAUGAACCCAAUUUAACUCCUGAAAAGACAGAACGUUUUUAUAAGAAGCUUUUGAACAAGCAUGGGAUUAAAACCAUUUCUCAGAUCAUCCCAUUCCGAACUUUAAAAAAGGAGUAUAAAGCCUAUGAGGCCAAGCUCCGCCUCUUGGGUAAUUUUGAUUUAUUCCUUACUGAUGCGAGAAUCAGGCGGCUCCUACCCUCACACCUAGGGAGACAUUUCUAUAGCAGAAAGAAAGUUCCCGUAUCUGUUAACCUUCUGGCCAAGAAUUUAUCCAAAGAGAUCAAUGGAUGUAUAGGUGGAACUGUCUUAAACAUCUCUAAAAGUGGUUCUUGCAGUACCAUACGCGUUGGUCACACUGGAAUGGAAGUUCAGCACGUCGUGGAGAACAUUGCUGCUGUUGCAAAAAGGCUCUCACAGAAAUUGCCAGAGAAGUGGGAGAGCGUGAAACUCUUAUAUGUGAAAACUGACAGGUCAGUUGCCCUUCCCAUCUUUUCUUCAUUCAUCAGCAGCCAGGAUGAAGCCAAGGGAGUGCGCACCCCUAGUCAGAAGAAGAAAGAAGCAAAGAAAAAACAAAAGCAAGCAGAAUAUCGUGCAAGACAAAAGGGGAAGAAAAGAAACAAGAGGUUUACGAAAGGGGCAAAGAAGGCUGCUUCACCCCAGACUAAAGACAAGGAGGACCCUGAAACUAGUGGUGCUCCAGCAAAGGGCCCUGGGCCCCAGAAGGAAGAGACCCCGAAGUGCGGGAAGAGAGAGAUGAGCGUGGGGAAAAAAGCCCAGGUGAAAGUGCCAGACUCCGAAGAUGAAAUUCCCACCCUGGUACCAAUAGGAGCUGCUCUAGUGAAGGAAAACGUGAAGAUACAGAAACAAGCCACAGGAAAGAAGUCUCCAAAAAAGAGUCCUGGUCCCAACACACCCCGUGGGAAGAAGAGGAAGGCCUUCCCAGGUUUGGAGACCCCCAAAGCUGCAGAGCCCAAGACCCCAGGUAAAGGCCCAGGGAAGAAGCCAAGACUCAAAGAAGAGGUGGAGAAAGAAACAAACUCUUUGCUGGGGAAAAAGGACCCAAGACAGACUCCCAGAAAGCCAGAGGCCAAGUUCUUUGCUACUCCUGGUAAAUCUGCAAGGAAAGCUCCCCUCAUACCUAAGCAACGUCCUAAAAAGCCCAAGGUGUCCCAGUCGACCUAACGUCAGAGACUCAGCCAGAGGGAAGUUGCACUUCCUGGACCUUCUCAAAAUAGUUGGGUCCUGAUCCUACUGUAACCUUCUCCAAGACUGAGGCCUGAACAUAAAUAUUUUUUAAAAGCUCCACAAAUAAUUCUGAUGUAUGUUCAUAGGUGUAAGAACCAGCAGUUUGAAGUAAAUUCAUUCUUUUUUUUAGUUGGUCUUCUGUGUAUUUGCUAAUGGAACAGAAAAUGCAGUGCUUCUCUGUG
Messenger RNA from Manis pentadactyla (Chinese pangolin), 1783 nucleotides. It is a transcript of the gene RSL1D1, whose product is annotated as ribosomal L1 domain containing 1. Gene Ontology annotation, cellular component: 90S preribosome. The coding region runs from base 69 to 1538 and encodes 489 amino acids. NCBI's taxonomy places the organism in Eukaryota, Metazoa, Chordata, Mammalia, Pholidota, Manidae. The record is from RefSeq and is a predicted model, not a curated record. The transcript is spliced from 9 exons.